Messenger RNA from Cucurbita moschata (crookneck pumpkin), 2937 nucleotides. RefSeq lists its product as uncharacterized. The transcript is spliced from 4 exons. The coding region runs from base 1 to 2757 and encodes 918 amino acids. The record is from RefSeq and is a predicted model, not a curated record. NCBI's taxonomy places the organism in Eukaryota, Viridiplantae, Streptophyta, Magnoliopsida, Cucurbitales, Cucurbitaceae.
AUGGCAGCUUUCAUUGUGGACCACGACCUUCAAAAGCCCAACUUGAAGCAUUUCUGUAAAAUCUGCAAAAAAGGAUUUGGGUGUGGGAGAGCCUUGGGCGGUCACAUGAGGGCUCACGGCAUAGCCGAUGAUUCCACCUCUCCCCAUACAAUUGACGACGACGAUCAUGUCUCUAACGAUUGGGACGACACUCAUCAUAAUAAAUCCAAUCUGGGUCCCACCAAUCGUCGUAUGUACGCCCUACGAACCAACCCAAAUCGUCUUAAAACUUGCCGCGUGUGCGAGAAUUGUGGCAAGGAAUUCUUAUCUUGGAAAUCCUUUCUUGAACAUGGUAAAUGCACCACCACCUCUGAUGACCUUGACUCUCUUCUUUCUUCCCCGCCUUGCUCCGAUGACGAUGAUGACGACGACGAUGAUGACGAUGAAUGUAGCGGUGCGGUGAGGAGAGGUUCGGGUAAUCAUAGUAAUAAUAAUUGGUUGAAGAGGAAGCGAUCUUUGAGAGUGAAAGUUGGGUCUCCGGCUUCUAAUGAAGAUGAGGACCUAGCUAAUUGUCUUAUUAUGUUGUCGAAUGGCGCGGUGGAGCCCAUGUUUGAGGAGGACGAGGCGGAGGUAGAGGUCGAGGCCGAGGCCGAGGCUGAGGAAUCCUGUGCUUCCGCGAGUAAGGAAGAUCAUCAUCUUAUUCUUCACCACAAUAAUAAUCACACUAAUAUUAGAAAACCCAUAAAUUUCAUACCGCCGCUAUCUUAUAGACUUCCGGAUCAAGACAAGCCAAAAGCAGCUGCGCCUAAGGGUAUGUUCGAAUGCAAAGCGUGUAAGAAAGUAUUCAACUCGCACCAAGCCCUCGGAGGCCAUCGGGCUAGCCACAAGAAAGAUUCAUUUUUUCCUACUAAACCCAACAAUAAUUCAUACGAAUUGGGGAGUUCUACCAUGGCUUCCAGUUCUAAGAGGAAAACCAAAGUACAUGAAUGUUCAAUUUGUCAUAGAAUUUUUUCUUCCGGCCAGGCAUUGGGUGGUCACAAACGUUGUCAUUGGAUUACCUCUAAUGCUGCCGCCGAAGCCCCACCUCCGCCUUCUAUUGCAAAGAUUCAUCAAUUUCAUGACCACAGGGUGCCUCCUCCUCCCUUUGAUUCAAAUUCAACCGUUGUCCUCCCGCUCGACCUUAAGCUUGAUCUCAACCUACCAGCUCUGGCCGACGAGGUUCGUCGCCCAGCCUUCGAGGUUUCGACAGAGAUUUACUUACAGUCGUGGAUUUGUAAAAACAAUAAGGUGGAUGAAAAUGACUCACGAGAACAACGACGACGGCGACAACAACAACAACACCAAAACAACAAUGAAAACAAGGUCAGACCAGUAAUUAUAGCUGGCUGGUUCGAAGUUGGGAAAGGGUUGAAGAACUCCGAGAAUCGAAACAAAGUUAACACAGUUUUAGGGUUAUUGAAAGUAUUGGCUGAGGAUUGCUUGUCACCUACCUUUCAGUUUACUCUCUUUCUCUCUCUAUCACGUUCAAAGGAAAGGGAGGAAGGAGGAGAAGAUUCAUACUCUGUUUUAUUUUAUCUUUUUUUUUUUUUUUUUUUUUUUUUUUUUUUUUUUUUUUUUUUUGUCUUNGCAAUGGACAGGCACAAGUGUAGGCUCUGCUUCAGAAGCUUCUCUAAUGGCAGAGCUUUGGGAGGUCAUAUGAGGUCCCAUAUGGUGAACCUUCCACUCCCACCAAAACCAGAGGACCCCCCAUCGCCGCCGCUGUUGCCGCCGCCGUCGCAUCUCCAUCUCAGUGAAGAUGCUGCCGACUCUGCUUCUUUCCUCUCCUCCCCCUCUUCAUCGGAAGGUGAUGCAGAGGAAAAGGGUUUGUCUUAUGGGUUGAGAGAGAAUCCAAAACGGAGCAUUCGGAUCGGAGAUCCUGAAUUCUCAUUCGCCAUCGAUGCUGGCUCUGUUGUUCUGCAAGACAGAGAAAGCGAAACAGAGUCCUCGAAGAACCCAACUCGGAGAAGAUCGAAGAGGACGCGUAAACCAGAUCAUAAUCACCACCAUCACCACCAUUACAAUGGUUUUAAGAGACUGAAUCAGCCGGAGUCGUGGACGGAGACGGAACCAGUGAGCUCGAUCUCCGGUAGUACGACGGAGGAAGAUGUCGCGUUUUGGCUGAUGAUGCUUUCGAGGGAUAAAUGGACGAAGCAUCAAAGUGGGUAUGGACGACGGCGAGAGGUUGAGGAUGACGACGACGACGACGACGACGACGACGACGGAGAUGACGACGGAGAUGACGACGACGAUGAAGAAGAAGAAGAAGAAGAAGAAAUGGAAGAAUCCAUGGAGGAAACCGAUGAUUCCGAGGCGGUGAAACUUACAAGAAAUCGAAACAGAGGGAAUUACAAAUGCGAAACAUGUAAUAAAGUGUUUCGAUCUUAUCAAGCACUUGGUGGGCAUCGAGCAAGCCAUAAGAAAAUCAAGGUUUCUGUAAAUUACGAGAAUCCCCAAUUGACGACGGAGCAAGAAAAUGCAGGUACAACAACCAUGGCGGAAAGGAAAAUUCACGAAUGCCCUGUUUGUUUCAGAGUGUUUUCUUCCGGCCAAGCUCUCGGCGGCCAUAAGAGAUCUCACGUCACCGGAUUCUCAUCGGCGAAUUCGAGAAUCCCGGCGAAGAAGUUCAGUGACAGUUUGAUAGAUCUUAACCUCCCAGCUCCUUUCGAGGAAGACGAUCUCAGCCAAAUCGAGCACUCGGCGGUUUCUGAUGCGGAUUUCGUCAACGCCAUUAGGCAAUAAAAGCUCCUCCGAUCAAAAUUCCGAGGUAACUAAAUUUAAAAAAAAAAUGAAAAAAAAAAAAAAAAAAGAAGAGGAAAUUUUGACCUGUUACUGGGUAUUGAUUGAUGAUGAUACAUCAAAUCUGAUGACUAUUUUAUAUGGUUCAAAGUUUGAUUAAUUAGAAUUGGAAUUCUCAUCUAA